CUAGUGGGGGGUGGUGCACAUCACGAGCUAUAAGUGUGGCCAAACAGGACGGUUCAACAUUAGACAAGCACCUGCAGCUCAGAGAUCUAUUGGGAUUGCUUAGGUGAACAUCUGCACUUCUUUCUAUUGAAACAUACAUGCAACAUGGAAUCUAGAACUACUCUGAUCUUCAUUUAUACCUUGUGCACAACCCUUCUUGAAGGCUGGGGGUUGCCUCUAGUGCCCCAGACUGACCCGAGUGACCCAUCUGCAACCCAUAGGGUCAGGAGCAAACGCUGCUCCUGCAACAACCAGCUGGAUUCGGAAUGCCACUAUUUCUGCCAUCUGGACAUCAUCUGGGUGAACACACCAAGUAAGACCACUGUGUAUGGAUUGGGCAGUCCGUUGGCUCGCCGGCGCAGGUCUACAGGCCGCUGCUUCUGUGCCAGUCCUGCAGAUCGGACAUGCAAUGUAUUCUGUCACUACAGCUCUGAAAACCCUGCCAUCAUGCUGGUGCACCCAUCUGAACCUGUGCCUGAAAAACAGGAGCAACCCAAAUCAGAUCAUGUGACUACCCUAAAUAACUCAGAAAAUGCCAGUCCAGGAGUUCUGGUUUUAGGGAAGUCUUCCUCCCUUGGGGCUCAGUCAGACGUCAUAACCUUCCUCAGGAAGCUGGUUAGGGCUAGAGCCAGAGCAAUGGGAAAGGCAUCCAAGGCCAGUAAACCUGGCUACAGAUGAAGUUCUUACCUGGGAGAGAUGGAAGUGUGAGCACUUGAACAAAAGUUGACCCUUGUGAAACCAGGGGCAGCAGAACAUGCAUGGGCUGCAAUCUGAAGGCAGUGUUCCUCAAGGACAGUCCUGUGGAAACGGAGCCUUUGUUGCAUGUUUAAGACAGAAUGGGAGAGAUGAAGGCUUGUGAGACGUAAAGUAGAUAUUUGUGAGUUACGGGCAAAUCAGACCUGUCCACUGGGAGAGCACAAAUGAGGGUUAGGUGUUAGCGACUGUCCUGUAGUGCAAACAGGACAUUAGCUAAGUGGCUAUGCUAGAGCUACCUGACAGGAUCAUAACUAGUCCAAAACACCAAGUUUGAACAGUUCGAGAUAAAAGAAACAGGUGAAGUGCUAAUGAAAUGUUGGUUGGAAGAGCACAGAUAGGAAGAAACUGCAGUACUUCUACUAUUUUUGGCACCAUUGGAGCCGACCUUCAUCUAUUAGUUUUAUU
Sinocyclocheilus anshuiensis is the source of this 1200-nucleotide messenger RNA. Its product is annotated as endothelin-2-like. Lineage: Eukaryota; Metazoa; Chordata; Actinopteri; Cypriniformes; Cyprinidae. The record is from RefSeq and is a predicted model, not a curated record. Bases 145 to 717 code for a protein of 190 amino acids. Gene Ontology annotation, biological process: regulation of vasoconstriction; regulation of systemic arterial blood pressure by endothelin; intracellular calcium ion homeostasis. Gene Ontology annotation, cellular component: extracellular region. Gene Ontology annotation, molecular function: hormone activity; endothelin B receptor binding. The transcript is spliced from 5 exons.